AACCAGACUUGACACUCGAGAGCCAGUCCUCUUUCGUACGCCACAACACAUUACACAACAUGGCAGCAGAACGAUCUCUACGAUCGGUGUACGAUGAGGCCGAAACCAAGCGUGCUAACACCGAGUCGUUUGGCAAUACCAAUACUACGGCCUUUCAGGAGAACGUCCUCGCCGCCAUCCGCCUCUACGAAGAAUGUCUGAGCAUAGUCGAUCGCCUAUCUCUCUUUAGCCCAAACGAGGCACUCGAAGACAUCGCAACGUUAGACUUGCAAUAUCUGCUCCUAAACUUCAGAGUAGCUGAACUGCUGUUGCGCCUCAACGACCAUUCGCAGCGCAAAGCCAACCUUCAGAAAGCGCAAGCACGUUAUGAACGCUUCUUGCGGCACUUGGACAACUACGACCUCCUAAGCAAGACCGAUGCUGCGAUCUUGGAACAGUACCACGAGUCUCCUAACACGUUUAGUACCACCUCCACAUCUGAUGCCGCGGCACGCCGGGAUGCCAAGAUCAAGCGCUUCAAGGACGAGAAGGCUCUGAAGCAGAAAUUGGAGUACCUCCGUAGCAAUCCUUCUGUUAUUCAGAAUGAUGAGGCGGUUGCACGAGAGGUGCAGUUGACUGAAAUCGCUUUUUGCACGCACCGGACCUUUCAGCAGCUUGAGAGCAUCAGCCAAGAGCUGCAAAUCCUAGCUCUUGCGCCACCGGCACCGCCCCCAGACCUCGCUACUCAACGUGGUCCGGAUGCACGAGAACGUAGCACCAGGAACGACAGUGCCUACUCUGAGCGCCUAGACGGCCCUCUUGCAUCACUCAACGCCAACGUUCGCGGCCCGCUUCUGGACAGAUCGGGCAAACCCUUACGACCGUUCACCCUUACAUCGAAACGCCAAGAGUUCCAGAACGGCGUCUUCCGGCCCGAUCACAGCUUACCUACCAUGAGCAUCGACGAGUAUCUGGAGGAGGAAAGGCGGCGAGGUGGUAUGAUCGACGGUGGAGGACCGCAAAGCCAAGUUCAGCCGCAAGUAGAUGAGGAUGAUAUGGAGGCUGCUGAUCGUGAGACGAUGAAGGCAAGAGAAUGGGAUGAAUAUGUUGAAGCUAAUCCAAAGGGGAGUGGCAACACGCUAAACAGAGGGUGAAGAUAUCGCAGUAGUAGACAUUCACUACCUCCACGCUUGCCAGGCAGCAAGAUCCACUGAUCCGCUCUUUAUUUCGCGGCGUCAGCUUCACAAAUCCACCCUUCACAAGGCCAUUAUUGGUGUUAUCAUUCGCGAUACACAACCUGCAAAGACCA
Baudoinia panamericana UAMH 10762 is the source of this 1288-nucleotide messenger RNA. RefSeq lists its product as uncharacterized. Gene Ontology annotation, molecular function: protein phosphatase 2A binding. The transcript has a single exon. The record is from RefSeq and is a predicted model, not a curated record. Gene Ontology annotation, cellular component: cytosol. Gene Ontology annotation, biological process: regulation of dephosphorylation; regulation of signal transduction. The coding region runs from base 60 to 1133 and encodes 357 amino acids. NCBI's taxonomy places the organism in Eukaryota, Fungi, Ascomycota, Dothideomycetes, Mycosphaerellales, Teratosphaeriaceae.